GCCAAUAUUUUUUUCCCUCCCAUGCACCCCACUAGAGCAGACAUCGAGAUCGCCAUUUCGUACUUCAUUGUCCUGCCACCUGGGACAGGAAAUAGUGAAAAUGGUCCAAAAAGCAGUUGAUUCCCGGAUUCCCGCCUUGAUUCGCAAUGGGCUCCAAGAGAAGAAGCGAAGCUUCUUCGUCGUGGUCGGCGAUCGCUCCAAAGAUGCCAUAGUCCAUUUACAUUACAUCAUGUCGAGUAUGGACGUACGGCAAAACAAGUCGGUCCUCUGGGCGUACAAGAACAAGCUCCUCGGAUUUACCAGCCAUCGUAAGAAGCGAGAAAACAAGAUCAAGAAAGAGAUACAGCGUGGCACGAGGGAGAAGAAUCAGGAGGAUCCGUUCGAACUGUUCGUCUCUCUCCAUAAUAUCCGAUAUGUGUAUUACAAGGAGACGGACAAGAUUCUCGGGAAUACCUAUGGAAUGUGUAUCCUGCAAGACUUCGAGGCCAUCACUCCCAACAUCCUUGCGCGCACCAUCGAGACAGUCGAAGGCGGGGGCCUGGUCGUCCUCCUCCUCAAGGGGAUGAACAGUCUGAAGCAAUUGUACACCCUAUCCAUGGAUGUGCACUCUCGAUACAGGACAGAAGCCCACGACGAUGUUGCCGCCAGAUUCAACGAGCGUUUCAUAUUGUCUCUAGGCAGCUGCGCAUCGUGCCUUGUCAUUGACGACGAGUUAAACGUCCUUCCCAUAUCGGGCGGGAAAGGGGUUAAGCCCCUACCACCUCCCUCGGAUGAGCCUGAAACUCCGUCGCAAAAGGAGUUGUCAGAAAUCAAGGAGUCUCUUCAGGAUACCCCGCCGGUAGGAUCGCUGGUCCAACUUGCUCGCACACUCGAUCAAGCAAAAGCUCUGCUCACAUUUGUCGAUGCCAUUGCCGAGAAGACGUUGCGUAAUACAGUCACGCUGACUGCUGCGCGUGGCCGAGGCAAAUCGGCAGCGAUGGGCAUUGCAGUUGCGGCGGCCGUGGCCCAUGGCUACAGCAAUAUUUUCAUCACAUCCCCCUCUCCUGAAAACCUCAAGACCUUGUUUGAGUUUGUGUUCAAAGCAUUUGACACUCUGGAUUACAAAGAUCAUACCGACUAUUCCAUCCUCCAGUCCACGAACCCAGACUUCAAUAAGGCGAUUGUUAGGGUGAACAUCCACCGGAACCAUCGGCAAACCAUCCAAUAUAUAAGACCUCAAGACGCUCACGUCUUGGGGCAGGCGGAACUGGUUGUCAUUGACGAGGCAGCAGCGAUCCCCCUUCCACUUGUGCGAAAGCUGAUGGGCCCUUAUUUGGUAUUCAUGGCAUCCACGAUCAGUGGUUAUGAGGGAACAGGACGAUCCCUGUCGUUGAAGUUAAUCAAGCAGCUGAGGGAGCAGUCCAGAGCUGGCGUCGUGACAGAUGGGACUACCGGAGUCGAGGUGGACAGAUCGAGCGGGAAGGUCGCAAAAGACUCGGCCUUCCAGAGCGGACGGUCACUGAAAGAAAUCACCCUGACGGAGCCUAUCCGGUACGGUCCAGGAGACGAAGUCGAGAAGUGGCUAAAUACCCUUCUCUGCUUGGACGUGACGAUCCCAAAGUCCAAAAUCAACACACAAGGGUAUCCGGAUCCCUCCCAGUGUCAACUGCUCAACGUCAACCGCGAUACUCUCUUCUCCUUCCAUCCGGUAUCAGAGCGGUUCUUGCGGCAGAUGAUUGCCCUCUACGUUGCCAGCCACUAUAAGAACUCCCCCGACGAUCUCCAGCUCAUGAGCGAUGCGCCGGCACACGAGCUCUUCGUCUUGACCCCUCCUAUCACCGAAGGCGGCGGCCUGCCAGAGCCUCUCUGCGUUGUCCAGGUCAGCUUCGAAGGGCGGAUCAGUCGGCAGAGCGUCGUCAACAGUCUAAGCCGAGGCCAACGGCCUGCUGGAGAUCUCAUUCCAUGGCUCGUCAGCCAGCAAUUCCAAGAUGACGAGUUUGCCUCGCUUUCAGGCGCGCGUGUAGUCCGAAUUGCGACAAAUCCCGACUAUGUGUCGAUGGGUUAUGGCUCAAGGGCGCUGGAGCUUCUGGUCGACUACUACGAGGGCAAGUUCACGAAUCUAUCCGAGGACGCAGACGCCAAAAAGGCGACCACCAAGACGAGGGCCGUGGAACCAGAGGAACUGGCGAACACCGACCUCCUUCACGAGGAUAUCAAGGUUCGGGACAUGAACAAGAUGCCUCCGCUUUUUGCGACCUUGGCCGAGCGUCGUGCAGAGAACCUCGACUACGUCGGUGUAAGCUACGGCCUCACGAAGCCUCUUCACAAGUUCUGGAAGCGUGCCCAAUUCUCACCUGUGUAUCUGAGGCAAACAGCCAAUGACCUGACGGGCGAGCACACCUGCGUCAUGCUCAGACCCCUGAAGACCCGUGAAAGAGAGGAUGGAAGCUGGCUUGGGGGGUUCGCGAACGACUUCCAACGCCGGUUCCUCUCCCUCCUAUCCUACCAAUUCCGCAACUUCGACGCAGUCCAGGCCCUGAGUAUCGACGAAUCAGCCAAUUCGGGUGCUCAGCUGGAUCCCUCGAACCAAGCUGCCCCGCUCACUAAAUCCGAGCUGGACAGGAUUUUGACGCCGUUCGACCUCAAGCGCCUAGCAUCGUAUGCGAACAAUAUGCUGGAUUAUCAUGUCGUUCUCGAUUUGAUCCCGGCGCUCGCCGAUCUCUAUUUCACGGGCCGCCUCAAAUCCAAUAUCCAACUCAGUGGCGUGCAACAAGCGAUCCUGUUGGCCAUUGGCUUACAGCGGAAAGACAUAGACGUGGUCUCCGCGGAGCUUGCCGUGCCGUCGUCGCAACUCUUGGCCAUGUUCAUCAAGAUCUUGCGAAAGAUAACCGCGCACUUCGAGGCGCUGGUGUCCGAGGCCAUCGAGGCUGAAAUGCCCAGGCCCGAGUCGAUUGGGGUCAGUCGGGAGAACGCCUCCGGAGCGCAUGAAAUAGAAGAGAGCAAGUUUGCGCCUCUGGAGACAAACCUGGAGGACGAGCUGGAGGAGGUUGGGGAUGAGGCGUUGAAAGAUCUGCGAGCGAAGCAGAGGGAACUCAUCGACUCCCUACCGCUUGAUCAAUACGAGAUCGGAGGAGACGUUUCAGCCUGGCAGGAAGCAGAGAAACAGGCUAUGAAGGCGACCAAGAGCGGAAAGGUGAACCCGGUGGUGAGCGUCAAGUCGCAGGCGAAGCGGAAAGCUGGCCCUACAGCUGCAGAGAUAUACGAGGAGGAAUUUGGAGACAAGAAACAGAAGAAGGCGAAGAAGGCCAAGAGGAGCAGGAAUGACUAGAAUACCAUCCAUGUUCUUAUUACUAGGUACUGUGUGCUGUGGGAUUGAAUAACGUGAGUAAAGUCCGAUCACCAGCUAAUCGCCGUGUCCAAUCAUUCAAUCUGGGUUCUGUGUCUAUCACCAUUUUGUGGGUGUUGCGACUUUGCCAUAAUAGGUAAGCGUGAAGAGGCGCUUGGUGUUGAGGGGAAAUCCGGCAAGCUUAGCUUGAC
This is a messenger RNA of Phialemonium atrogriseum, 3516 nucleotides long. RefSeq names its product DUF699-domain-containing protein. Gene Ontology annotation, biological process: rRNA acetylation involved in maturation of SSU-rRNA. The coding region runs from base 101 to 3307 and encodes 1068 amino acids. NCBI's taxonomy places the organism in Eukaryota, Fungi, Ascomycota, Sordariomycetes, Cephalothecales, Cephalothecaceae. The transcript is spliced from 9 exons. Gene Ontology annotation, cellular component: nucleolus; 90S preribosome. Gene Ontology annotation, molecular function: tRNA binding; 18S rRNA cytidine N-acetyltransferase activity; ATP binding. The record is from RefSeq and is a predicted model, not a curated record.